CGUUAAUGUUUGUCGGCACAGGACUUUAAUUUUGCUGGGGUAAUUUCACAAAUUUAUGGCAAAAAGUAAAAUACAGUUUAAAAGUAUAUUUUAAACAAAAAAGCGCAAUAUAGUGAGUUUUAUUGGAAAUCAUAGAGAAGUUUAAGUUUACAAUUGAUAAUAAGAUUUAAAAGCAUCAAAGGAAAACAAGAAAAAAAUCAAUAAAAUUCCCUACAUUAGGAAUUUGCAAACAAAUGUGAAUCAAACGCAGCAGCAGCAUCAAAAACAACAACAUCAAAUCUGGCGCAUAAAAAACAGGAAAAUGUCAGACGAAGAAGAUUCUAUGUCUGAAGGCUUUUCAGCAAGUGAGGAUGAGUGGAAGCCCAGCAAAGAUAUUAAGGGGGGCGAGUCAUCAGAUGAUGAUGAUAGCGAUUUUGAAGGAUCGCCCUUAGCUGAAGCUGCAAGUGGAGGAAGUGGAACAAGUGCGGGACGAAAAAGGGGAGAGCCAAAAGCUCGCAGUGCUGCCAAACAAACAUCAUCAAAAAAACGCACUGGGUUAUCACUGCGUGCCAAACUUUAUAACAAAUAUAGGCCACCACCCAAAACAUUUUCACCACCCAGCGGUGUUGCUGGGAAGAACUCCCCCUCAGCAUCUACAUCACGCACGAAUUCAAAAAACGCCACGGCGCCCAAUGAAAGCAAAAGUAUCAAACGAUUAAAUAAUGCCGACGAAGAUUCAGGCUCCAGCAGUGAUUCCAGCAUUGAUAACUAUCUAGUUAAUCCCGAAGAUUUGGAUAUUCAAUCCAGUUUUUUCAACGUUGAAACUAAGUCAACCAAAAGACCUUCAGUCUCACCUGUUCCCGUUUUUGAUUGUAACGCCGGUCUUGGAAAUCUUACUGACUCUGGGUCAGAUGACGAUCUGGUUGAGGCGAAAAAAGAUGAAAAAGCUUUUGACUUUAAUAACUUGCUUGAGUAUGCUAAAAGUCUGGAACGCGUUAAGGAAAGCGUUGCCAAGCAUAAUGCUGAAGAAUCUAGUAAAAAAUCGUCAGCAUCUACAAAUAUUGAUACUUUAGAUGUAUAUGCCGUGCUUGCAUUGGGCGAAAAGCAACAAAAUCGUUCACACAACGAUGGAGAAGAUGAAGAUGAUGAAGACGACGAUGACGUUAUCGGCAACGAACAAAAGCCAAACAAAAGUCAACCUUCAAAACUAAACAAGACAAAAUCUACAAGAAUUAAACGACAUACGAAAACACGUCCUACAUCAACUGUGGCCGCCAAUGAUACCGACGAUUCUGAUUGGGAAGAAGUAGCAGAUACUUCAGAAGGUAUUGACACCACAGCAACUUCAAGCGACAUUUCACAUAUUGGAAGCCUUGAAAUACACGUAGAUUUGCCAUCUCGCAAUCGUGAGAAAAAAAUAAAGACCCAACAAGACAUAGAAAUGGCUUUUAAACGUAGACUAAAUCGAGAUAUUAAGGAACGUCAAGUUCUACUGCACAAAGCCAGUUUGUUGUGUCAUUUUGGUCGUACAUUUUUUUACAAUCGUUUGUUAAACGACACAAUCUUAAUGCCAAAAGUUUUAAAGCUUUUACCCAGUAAAUCCGCAUAUCCGCCUGACAGAGGAACUGAAAUAAAAUACUUUCAGUCAAUGGUGACUUGGUUUAAGAGUGCGAUCAAAUUAAAAACACAAAAUUUAUAUCCUGAAAAAUCAGCAGCUAAAACCAAAACCAAAGCACACCUUGAACUUUUGAAACAAAUUGAGAAAAAAGAAGCUCGUAGCAAACAGGAUAUGAUUUUCAUAUUUAUUAUUCUGCUACGUGGUAUGGGACUCCAAUGUCGUUUGAUUGUAAAUAUGCAACCGAUGCCCUUGAAACCUGCUCAAUCAGAUUUACUAUCGCUUAAAUUGAAAAAAGAUGAUGAUGAAAGGGGUGAUAAAAAUGUUUCCGUUUCUUCUAAAAAGAUCAAGAAAGAGGAUCGAGAUACAGAUAGUAACACUGAAGCAAUGCCUCAGGCUUACUGUUCUAAAGUUAAGAUAAUGAAACAGGAGAGCACAGAUAGUGAACAAAAAACAGUUGAAGCUAAGAAAAGCAUAAAAAAUGUACCUAAAAGUGAUGCAAAAGAAAAAGUAGAAAAUGAACAAGAAGUUAAAUCUAAGAAAAUUAAAAAGUCCAAGCAAAGUUCCUCUGUAGACAGUGAAGAUGUCGUAAAAGUAGAAGAACACCAAAAAACAAGUAGGAAAUUAACAAACUCAAAGGAAAUGGAAAAUCGGAAUAACACUAAACGCACUAAAUCAGAAUCUGGUAUGAAAAAAGAAAAGGUAACAAAAACAAAUGCUAAAGAAAAACAUAUUGAUGAAAAAACACAAGCAUCGGCAACUACUAUAAAUGUUAAAGAGCCUAAGGGUGACAAGAAUGAAGAAAACCCUAAAUCGAAAGAGAAAACAAUAAAGGGGACGGCAGUUAAGAAAACUAAAACUACUGUAACAAGCAGCCUGGCUUCAGGAACUAAAACUUCAGAACCUUCAGCAAAAGACAUCAAUAACGAGAAAAGUAGCGGCCCCGAUGAUUUGGAAAAUUCACAAAAAGAAAAUAAAACUAAAUCUCUAAACAAACCUACUUUGUCACGAUUAAAGCGUACUAAAGCAAUCGACAGCAGUGAUAAGCAAGAGGAAAAACCUAACAAGAGACCUACAAUUGAGGCCGGCACCUUGGUCAUACCAAAAAUUGUCGUACAAGCUGGAAAAGACCUAAAUCCUACUGAACAACCCACCACCUCAAAACAAACACGAAGUACUCGGUCUCGUAGUAAAUCACCACAGGCCCAUAUAUCUACAGCUUUUCUAUUACAAAACUCACACUACAAAGAAAAAUUCCCAGGUAUUAUACAGCAAAAUACAAAUGUUAAAAAGAAAACGAUUCGUGGUAAAAGUCCCAUUAAUAAAGCAAAAAUAUCAACCGAUUUUCUAAUACAUCCUCAACCUAUCAGUGUUCCAAAACGAGUUCUACGUUCACGUCAAAAGACCAACGAAGAUUCUCAAGAUGAUACCAAAACUAUGCAAGUUGAAAUACCUCAGUUAGACGGAGCAAAUGAUAAUGAUGCUGAUUGUGAGAAUAAUAUUUUGAACUCGAAAAAUGGCAAAAAGAAACGUCGCCCAAACAUAAAAAAAUUAAAGACCCAACGUAGUACAGACAAUUCCGAUGAAGAUUUUGAACCGUCACCACCGAAAAAACCAAAAUCUGCACCUUCUUUAGCUAAACAAGAUCGUCGUGUAUUAUCGUCUGAUGAUGAAAAUGAUAAUGCGGAUAGUGCUGAGAAGGCGAAACGUAAACAGACUGCUGGCGAUAUGUGGAUUGAAGUUUGGUGUGAUGUUGAGGAACAAUGGAUUUGUGUCGAUAUAUUUAAAGGAAAAAUACAUUGCGUCGAUACAAUAAGAAAAUCCGCUUCGCCCUCUUUGGCAUAUGUCUUUGCAUUUCAAAAUGAUUUAAGUAUUAAAGAUGUUACUGCUAGAUAUUGUCCGAAUUGGACUACCGUCGUACGUAAAUCUAGAGUAGAUAAAGCCUGGUUAGACACAGCGAUUUGUAAGUAUGUGGGUCAUCGUACAAAGCGUGACAUAAAAGAGGAUCAAGAAUUGCGACGUAUUCAUGAAGAGAAACCGAUGCCAACCGCUAUUGGAGACUAUAAAAAUCACCCAUUUUAUGCUUUGGAACGGCAUUUAUUAAAAUUCGAAGCCAUAUAUCCACCCAAUGCGCCAACACUCGGCUAUAUUCGCGGAGAAGCUGUGUAUUCCAGAGAUUGUGUUCACACUUUGCACUCCAGGGAUAUUUGGCUUAAGCAAGCCCGAACCGUAAAAUUAGGUGAAAAACCAUAUAAAAUUGUAAAGGCACGACCCAAGUGGGAUAGGAUCACUCAAACUGUCAUAAAAGAUCAACCACUUGAAAUUUUUGGUUACUGGCAAACACAGGAUUAUGAACCACCCACAGCUGAAAACGGUCUGGUACCACGUAAUGCAUACGGUAAUGUUGAGUUAUUCAAACCGUCCAUGUUGCCCAAAAAAACCAAACAUAUACGUUUGCCUGGUCUUAACCGAAUUUGCAAAAAACUUGGGAUCGAUUGUGCCAAUGCUGUAGUCGGCUUUGAUUUUCAUCAAGGCGCUUGUCAUCCCACCUAUGAUGGCUUUAUUGUUUGUGAAGAAUUCGAAGAUCAAGUUGUUGCCGCCUGGCAUCAAGAUCAAGAAGAACAGGAACGCAAAGAACAGGAAAAAUAUGAGGCUCGAGUUUAUGGCAACUGGAAGAAACUUAUUCGAGGUCUUCUUAUCCGUGAACGUCUAAAGAUAAAAUAUAAUUUUUAAAACUGAAAUCAUUCAACAAAGUAAAUGCAGCGUUUUAUGCUACAGUCGCGCACUAUGUACAAACAUACGCAUCAAUAACCAUACACUCUCUAUUAUUCCAGUUAUGUUUUUUUAUAUUUUUUUAUUAAUGUUUAUUAUUAUAUUUUUAUAUUCAUAUCAUUCAUAUAUUUUCGUUUGUAUGCUAAAUUUGGUCUAUGUUUUCAGAAAUUUCUGGCACGAAUAAAAACUCCAUUUAAAAUAGAA
Lucilia cuprina (Australian sheep blowfly) is the source of this 4570-nucleotide messenger RNA. RefSeq names its product DNA repair protein complementing XP-C cells homolog (gene Xpc). The record is from RefSeq and is a predicted model, not a curated record. Lineage: Eukaryota; Metazoa; Arthropoda; Insecta; Diptera; Calliphoridae. The transcript is spliced from 6 exons. The coding region runs from base 302 to 4327 and encodes 1341 amino acids. Gene Ontology annotation, biological process: nucleotide-excision repair; mismatch repair. Gene Ontology annotation, cellular component: XPC complex; nucleus; nucleotide-excision repair factor 2 complex. Gene Ontology annotation, molecular function: single-stranded DNA binding; damaged DNA binding.